UAAUGUUUUCCUUCAAAUCCAUUAUUAAUUCUGCAGUAUGUUUCAUUUCUAAUGAAAAGAAUAUCCACCUUUGGUGCUAAGGAAGCCUUGAUACUCGUCUGUCAGAAAGAAUACACCUUUUUAAAGAUGCCUUCGCUGAAGGGUAAAGUCCAGACUGUUUUGGGCCUUGUUGAGCCUAGCCAGCUUGGCUACACGAUGACCCACGAGCACUUGACAAUGGAUUACACUUGCUGUUACUACCCACCUCCUUCAGGCCAAGAAGCACUCUCUGAAACAUCCAUUGAGAUGAAGAACUUGUUUUGGCUGAAACAGAAUCCCUACAGCCACAAAGAGAACCUCCUCCUGCAUCAAGAAACGAGUGCUGUGAAGGAAGAACUGCUGCAAUUCAAAGCUGCAGGUGGUGGGACCAUAGUGGAAAAUACAACCACAGGGAUAAGGAGAGACAUGAAGACCCUAAAGAAGCUUGCGGAAGAAACCGGUGUCCAUAUUAUUGCAGGCGCUGGCUUUUAUGUGGGUGCCACUCAUUCUCCUGAAACACGAGCGAUGUCUGUGGAGCAGCUGACGGAGGUUAUAGUUAAUGAAAUUCUCAAUGGAGCUGAUGGAACCGACAUAAAGUGUGGGGUCAUAGGAGAAGUUGGCUGCUCAUGGCCUCUGACAGAAAGUGAAAACAAAGUACUACAAGCAACGGCACAUGCUCAGUCACAGCUUGGCUGCCCUGUCAUCAUCCACCCUGGCAGGAAUAGUGAUUCACCUUUCCAGAUCAUUCGAAUUUUGCAGGAAGCUGGAGCUGAUACCUCAAAAACUGUCAUGUCUCACAUGGACAGGACUAUAUUUGAUGAGAAGAAACUGUUGGAGUUUGCUGAGCUUGGAUGCUACUUAGAGUACGACCUCUUUGGAACGGAAUUCAUUUUGUACCAAAUGAAUCCUGAUAUUGAUAUGCCAAGUGACAACGAAAGAAUUUUAAGGGUUCGGAUGUUGAUUGAUGAAGGCUAUGAAGACAGAGUUUUGCUUGCUCAUGACGUGCACACAAAAAAUAGGUUGAAGAAAUAUGGGGGUCAUGGAUAUUCUCACAUACUUGAAAACAUAGUACCAAAAAUGUUAAUCAGAGGCAUAUCGCAAAAAAAGAUUGAUAAGCUAUUGGUAGGAAAUCCCAGACGAUGGUUGACUUUCAAGUAGGGACUUCUAAGUAUUGCUGUGGCUAGAUUUGCUUCUGUGAAACUGGAAAUCUGAAACCUAAAUUGAGGAAAACUGAAGUCCUACAAAUCUGGCAUCUUAAGAGUAGAAUAAGCCAUAGUAUACCUACUGUUUGUGUUCAGAUACAGGUAGUGGGGGCAGUUACACAGCUUCGCUAAAGGGCAAUUUUUAUAUGUAAUAAGCAUUUGCUUGGCAAGUAUGGUAGAAUUGUAUAGCUCUGUUCCAAAUACUAUUUCUAAAAUCACCAUAAAGCUGCUGCGAUGCAUUCAUGCAGUGCUUUUAGGGGAUACUCCCAACAGCCUUGAGAACAGCAUCAUGCUGUGCAAAGGCUGAGACUGAUGGAGUAAUUAUGAUGGCUUCUGCGGGCUCAUUCUGGAGUUGGGCCCAAGCACCAUUGCUGGAACGUUUAUGCAUAAUCUUAGCUGGGAUCCUGUAAACCCCAGCUGCAUGCCUUAAGGCACUUCUGCACAGGCACAGGAAAUUCCCCAUUGUUGUUUUAUUUUCAACUUCACUCUGAUGUGUCAGGUGACACUUGAAAGUAGGAGUGGGGAACCUGUUACCCUCCAGAUGCUGGACUGCAAUGCCCGUCAUUCCUGACCACUGGCUAUGCUAACUGGGAUCACUGGGACUGGAGUCUUAAUAAUAUAAGGAUGGGUACUGGUUUCCCAUCCCUGUUUUAGUGUCGCUGAUCUGCAGGAGAGCUGCUAUAGAGAAGGCAGGAACCAUGAGUAGAAGCAGAAAUACAAUAAUACUUUUGUCAGCUUUCCAUGAAACAUACAUCAAAGUCAGCUGCCCAGUAUAUUUGUAUUCCUGAUAUUUAUGGUCAAAACACUUUAACCCCCGUGCCUCCUUUGACCUUCCCUUUUAAUAUAUUGUGUGAAUCCUACUUUGAAUUGAAAUUUUAAAAUAAAGCAAAAAAAUAUGA
Lacerta agilis (Sand lizard) is the source of this 2119-nucleotide messenger RNA. RefSeq names its product phosphotriesterase related (gene PTER). NCBI's taxonomy places the organism in Eukaryota, Metazoa, Chordata, Lepidosauria, Squamata, Lacertidae. The transcript is spliced from 5 exons. Bases 52 to 1176 code for a protein of 374 amino acids. Gene Ontology annotation, molecular function: zinc ion binding. Gene Ontology annotation, biological process: catabolic process. The record is from RefSeq and is a predicted model, not a curated record.